Messenger RNA from Xenia sp. Carnegie-2017, 726 nucleotides. Its product is annotated as endothelial differentiation-related factor 1 homolog. The record is from RefSeq and is a predicted model, not a curated record. Gene Ontology annotation, cellular component: nucleus. Gene Ontology annotation, molecular function: DNA binding. The transcript is spliced from 6 exons. The coding region runs from base 172 to 609 and encodes 145 amino acids. NCBI's taxonomy places the organism in Eukaryota, Metazoa, Cnidaria, Anthozoa, Malacalcyonacea, Xeniidae.
GGAAAACAGCCAAUCAAAUCUGUGAGAUGACGUCACUGUUCCGUGGGCUUCCGUAUGUUCUCGGCAUUUUCCGAACGUCCGAAUUGCCCCAUAAUUUUAAAAUAGUGUGAAUUUUUACAAUAGUCGAAAGUUUAGGAUUGUGAGUCUUGAUAUAUUUCGAUAUUUUUUAAAAUGUCUGAAGUAGGAUGGGAUGAAACUACUUAUUUAAGAAAGAGACCUCCGAAAGCGACUGAAAUGCGCUCACAACAGGCAGUACAAGCUGCUCGAAGGGAAGGAAAAGCAGUUGACACAUCAAAGAAAUUUUCAGCAGGACAAAACAGACAACACUCGUCCUCAAAGGAUAGUGCUAAACUGGAUCGAGAGACCGAAGAACUUCAUCAUGAAAGAGUCUCAUUGGAUGUGGGGAAAUUAAUUCAAAAAGGAAGGAUGGAGAAGAAAAUGAGUCAGAAGGAUUUAGCCACGAAAAUCAACGAAAAACCUUCAGUAAUCAAUGAUUACGAAGCUGGUAGAGCAAUACCAAACAACCAGAUAAUGGGAAAGAUUGAAAGAGCGCUAGGUAUAAAGUUAAGAGGUAAAGAGAAAGGCCGACCAUUGGCGACAAAAAAAUGAUUCAAAACAUCUUUAUUCCUCAUAAAUAAUGGUGAUGGCUCAGUUAAAAUACACAUAGAUAUUUUCUUGUGUUGCUUUUGUAAAUUUUUGUUAAUAUAAAAUUGCACUCGAUCAAAA